Eruca vesicaria subsp. sativa (arugula) is the source of this 1095-nucleotide messenger RNA. The record is from the annotation of a GenBank genome assembly. Lineage: Eukaryota; Viridiplantae; Streptophyta; Magnoliopsida; Brassicales; Brassicaceae.
CUUUUAUAAAAACAGAAAAGUUUCGUCCUUAUUAAUCUUUAACCUUACUUCACUCGCAGAAGAUCAUAAUUCCUCUUAGGGUUCUUGUUCUUCACCAUCUCUCUUCUUCUUUUGCUUCUUCAUUUUCAGAGAGAUCCAAAGGAAAAAGAUUAGGGUUUUCGUGGGUUCAUAUCUAAAUGGGUAGGUGCGGAAGGAGCAGCGACGGAGGGAUUAGUGGAGUUAGGCCGUACGUACGGUCUCCGGUUCCUCGCCUGAGAUGGACGCCGGAGCUUCACCGGAGCUUCGUUCACGCCGUUGAUUUGCUCGGUGGUCAAUACAAAGCAACUCCAAAACUUGUUCUUAAGAUAAUGGAUGUGAAGGGACUAACUAUUUCACACGUCAAGAGCCAUCUCCAGAUGUAUAGAGGAUCCAGACCCACUCUUCUUGGAAGACUAGAAGAGAGUUCUUCAUCAUCUUCAAGAAGAAGAAGAAGACAGGACAAUGAAGAUCAGCUUCAUGACAACUUGUCUGAACACGCAAGGAAUGAUUGUCUUUUGGGUUUUCACUUUUUUAACUUCAGAGAGCAGACUUCAGGAACUGAUAAUGAUGACGGUGACUUUCUUAACAUCAUGAACAUGGCGAGAACGAAUACAUUUGCAGGCAAUGGCAGGUCCAUCAAAUUUCAGCCUCAUCACUUUCUCGAGGCUCAGAGCAUGAAGGGAAACAUGAAAAACAAACACGAAAAAGAAGAAGAAGAACUAUCCUUGUCUCUGUCGCUGAAUCAUCAUCCUAAUCAUCAACAACGUUGGAGAAGCAAUGCGUCAUCGUCACUUAGUGAAGCCAGCGAAGCAGUCUCAUCUCCUUUCACCUCCCGAGAUUGUUUUGCUUCUUCGAAGAUUGACCUUGAUCUUAAUCUUUCUUUUCCUUCUCUACUUCGUAGCUGAAGCUUUGUUUAUUUGUUUUCAUAAUAUUAGUGCAGCGAACAUUCAAAUUUGUUUGAAAACCUUUUAAAGUAGGCGUAAUCUUUUAGCUAGGCUUUCUAUCGUGGUGACACGGUCUUCGGAUUACAUUGGUUUUCACAUGAAUCACUUGGAUUACACUUGUUCUUGUUUUUUU